CAGAAGACCUUGAGCGUCACUCUACCGCAUCAUACUUAAUUCCCGCUCCAAUCCCAGGCCAGCCGGAAGCGGAACCGGAAGACGCUGACUUCACGGCGAUGGACACCACCGCCCAGGGCAGCGGCGGCGGCGGCGGCGGGCGCGUGUUGCUGCUGCCGUUCCCGGGGAUGCAGGGCCACGCCAACCCGAUGCUGCAGCUCGGCCGCCGCCUAGCCUACCACGGCCUCCUCCCCACCCUCGUCCUCACCCGCCACGUCCUCUCCACAACCCCCCUCAAAGACUGCCCCUUCCCCGUGGCCGCCAUCUCCGACGGCUUCGACGCCGGCGGGAUCACCUCCUGCCCCGACACCGCGGAGUACCUGCGCCGGAUGGAAGCCGCUGGGUCGGACACACUGGCGCGGCUCCUGCUCGCCGCCGACGUGCGGGUGCUCGUGUACGACUCGCACCUGCCGUGGGCGCGGCGGGUCGCGCGGGAUGCCGGCGUGGCCGCGGCCGCGUUCAUGACGCAGAUGUGCGCGGUGGACGUGGUCUACGGCGAGGCGCGCGCCGGGCGGGUGGCGCUGCCGCUGGCGGACGGGAGCGCGCUGCGUCGCCGGGGUGUGCUCAGCGUCGAUCUUGGACCGGAGGACGUGCCGCCGUUCGUGGCCAAGCCCGAGUGGUACCCGGCGUUCACGGACUCGGCGCUAGGGCAGUUCGACGAGCUGGACCAGGCCGACGACGUGCUCGUCAACUCCUUCCGCGACCUGGAACCCACGGUGAGCACCACCUGUUUGUUGUUUUGAUCAGCCGAAAUCUUGUCGCAGGCAAGGCAGACAGACUGUCAUUGGGCAUCCACUUCUGCUUUGAAAUUAAAAAUUGGGCCAUCCUCUCCAUCGAUAACUGAACAUCAUUUUUUACAUGUUAUUUGCUAUACAGCAAUGCUAUAUGACAAAAAGAUCUAUAUUUUCGG
Molecule: messenger RNA, 949 nt
Organism: Lolium perenne
Lineage: Eukaryota; Viridiplantae; Streptophyta; Magnoliopsida; Poales; Poaceae
Product: UDP-glucosyltransferase UGT13248-like
Molecular function (GO): quercetin 3-O-glucosyltransferase activity; quercetin 7-O-glucosyltransferase activity
Source: RefSeq, a predicted model, not a curated record